UUUUAAGGAAGGAAUGAGAAGGGGAAGGGGAAAAGGAAGGAAGCUUAGGGAAGGCACCCCUGCGUCCCGCCGGGCCGGCCCUGCUCUCCCCGCCUCCCUGAGGCGCGGCCUGGCCCGGCCUGCUGCGACAGCGGCGGCGGCGGCGGGGAGGCCGGGCGGCUCCAUGGCUUUCAUCCGCAGGCGGCGGCUGGAGCGGGAGCUUUACUCCAAGGAGAGGUUUUCACUGCUGCUUCUUAACCUGGAAGAAUACUACUUUGAACAGCACACAGCUAAUCAUGUCAUAAAUAAAGGUUGCAGGGAUGAAAGAAAAAUCAGAGGUUCUCUAAAAAUCUGUUCAAAAUCAAUCAUUUUUGAACCUGAUGAAAAUAUCCAACCCAUUAUCAAGAUACCACUGAGAGACUGCAUUAGUAUAAAAGCCCCAGAAGACAAUGAAGCAAAUAAUCCUUUCACUCGGGAAACAUCCGGAGGGAUUUCUGUUGUAUGUAAUCAGGCUUUUCUCAUUAAAGAAAGAAACAUUAUUGCACCCUAUAAAACAGUCAGAGGUACCACGGAACACUUAUUCCAACUGGACGUGGCUGGGAAAGUAGGAGAUGUAGUGCAAACUCUACAUCAGCUCUACAGGGCUUCUUGUCUAGAUAAGAUGGGAGAUCAAGCUGCCAUGAUAACUGCUAUACUGCAAUCCCGUUUGGCUAGAACUUCAUUUGAUAAAAACAGAUUUCAAAGCAUUUCUGAAACGCUGAAUAUGGAAUGUAAAGCAGAAAUGGUGACACCACUGGUGACUAAUCCAGGGCAUGUGUGUGUUACUGAUGCUAACUUGUACUUCCAGCCACUUAAUGGAUAUCCUAAACCAGUAGUACAAAUAACACUGCAAAAUGUACGGCGCAUCUAUAAAAGAAGACAUGGUCUAAUGCCACUGGGACUUGAAGUAUUUUGCACAGAAAAUGAUCUAUGUUCUGAUAUCUACUUGAAAUUCUACAGCUGUCAAGAUCGAGAUGAGCUCUAUUUCCUUAUUGCAACAUAUCUAGAAAAUCAUAUUACAGAGCAUACAGCUGAAAGUUACAUGUUACAAUGGCAGCGAGGACAUUUAUCAAACUAUGAGUAUCUUCUUCAUCUCAACAAUCUGGCUGAUAGGAGCUGCAAUGAUCUCUCCCAGUAUCCUGUAUUUCCCUGGAUCAUAGCAGACUACUCUAGUUCAGUAUUAGACCUAACAAAGCCUGAAACAUUCCGUGAUCUUAGUAAACCAAUCGGUGCCCUGAAUAAGGAAAGGCUGGAUAGAUUACUGACACGUUAUCAGGAAAUGCCAGAACCUAAGUUCAUGUAUGGGAGCCACUAUUCAUCUCCGGGUUAUGUUUUAUUUUAUCUUGUUAGAGUUGCUCCAGAACAUAUGCUCUGUCUGCAGAAUGGAAAGUUUGAUCAUGCUGACAGAACGUUUAACAGUCUUGCAGAAACCUGGAAAAAUUGUUUGGAUGGUGCGACAGAUUUCAAAGAGUUGAUUCCAGAAUUUUAUGAAAAUGAUUCUAGUUUUCUAGUAAACAGUUUGAAGUUGGACUUGGGAAAAAGACAAGGUGGAAAGACGGUUGAAGAUGUAGAGCUUCCGCCUUGGGCAUCAGGUCCUGACGAUUUUCUUCAGAAGAGCCGAGAGGCUUUAGAGAGUCAGUAUGUAUCAGAACAUCUUCAUGAAUGGAUUGACAUUGUAUUUGGCUACAAGCAGAAGGGAACUGAAGCAGUUGCAGCUCACAAUGUGUUUCACCCAUUAACGUAUGAAGGAGGAGUGGAUUUAAACAGUAUUUUGGACCCUAAUGAAAAAGUAGCUCUGCUGACACAAAUCUUGGAGUUUGGACAGACGCCAAAACAGUUGUUUACGAUUCCUCAUCCCCAACGGAUAUUAUCGAAAAGCUCCUCUCGAACAUCUUUUCACAGUGUUUCCAUAACUGAGUCUCCAGUUUCUCUGAAUGAAGAAUCAUUUGAAGAUUUGACAGAAGAAAGUAUAACACUUGCUUGGAAUAAUAUUGCCAAACUAAAAUUAGAUGAGCAAUAUAAAAUUCACAAAGAGGCAAUUACUGGAAUAGCAGUCACAAGCAAUGGGUCUUCUGUUUUCACUACAUCCCAAGAUUCAACUUUGAAGAUGUUUUCCAAAGAAUCAAAAACACUCCAAAGAAGUGUGUCCUUUUCAAACAUGGCCUUGUCAUCUUGUCUAAUCUUACCAGGAGAUACCACUGUCAUAAGUUCUUCAUGGGACAAUCAUAUAUAUUUUUAUUCAAUUGCAUUUGGAAGACGUCAAGACAUCUUAAUGGGACAUGAUGAUGCUGUCAGUAAGAUUUGUUGGCGUGAUGGGCGUUUAUAUUCUGCGUCUUGGGAUUCCACUGUGAAGGUGUGGCACUGUGUUCCUGGAGAGACAUUGAGCAAUAAGAAACACCACUUUGAACUCCUUGCAGAGUUAGAACACGAUGUUAGUGUAAAUACAAUCGACCUUAAUGCUGCAAAUACCGUACUGGCAUCUGGAACCAAAGAGGGUACCAUUAGUAUUUGGGAUGUUACUACAGCAACAAUGUUGCACCAGUUGCCAUGUCAUUCUGGGACUGUGUUUGAUGCUGCUUUUAGUCCCGACAGCAGACAUCUACUCAGUGCAGGAGAAGACUGUUGUUUUAAAGUGAUUGACGUGCAGACUGGAAUGCUCAUAUCUUCUGUAACUGCUGACGAGCCACAGAGGUGUUUCAAAUGGGAUGGAAAUACCAUCUUAUCAGGAAGUCAGUCUGGUGAAUUACUGAUUUGGGACCUUCUUGGUGGAAAAGUUACUGAAAGAAUCAGAGGACAUACAGGUGGUGUAAUGUCUAUGUGGAUGAAUGAACAAUGUAACAGUGUUAUUACAGGAGGGGAAGACAAACAAAUCAUGUUCUGGAAACUGCAAUACUAAGUGCCUUUCCCUCCAGACAUUUAAACGAACUCUUUAUUUUUAAACCAAACCUUUUAAAGGAACUUAACUGUGUGCAAUGAUGGCUGCUGAAGUUCAACCAGAUAGGAAGCUCUGUUCAACUACAACUUUCUAGAUUUUGGUGACUUCACUGAGAGCUCUUAACUUCCACAGUGUAUGCAUUUAUUUUUCAUGGACUAUCAUUGAAAGUGCUUGUCUAAAGUGAUAUGAGAUUACAUUAAAGACCUAUUUUUCUGUAAUUAAAGAUCUCUUAACUGGCA
Messenger RNA from Oxyura jamaicensis (ruddy duck), 3192 nucleotides. It is a transcript of the gene NSMAF, whose product is annotated as neutral sphingomyelinase activation associated factor. The coding region runs from base 14 to 2914 and encodes 966 amino acids. The record is from RefSeq and is a predicted model, not a curated record. Gene Ontology annotation, molecular function: protein binding. The transcript is spliced from 31 exons. NCBI's taxonomy places the organism in Eukaryota, Metazoa, Chordata, Aves, Anseriformes, Anatidae.